Molecule: messenger RNA, 2145 nt
Organism: Nasonia vitripennis (jewel wasp)
Lineage: Eukaryota; Metazoa; Arthropoda; Insecta; Hymenoptera; Pteromalidae
Product: translation initiation factor IF-2-like
Exons: 2
Coding region: 22-906 (294 amino acids)
Molecular function (GO): nucleic acid binding
Source: RefSeq, a predicted model, not a curated record
GCCAAUGGGCUGGUGGAAAGGAUGCACCGCACUCUCAAGGCGGCCCUCAUGUGCUGCGCACCAAUACCGUGGCCGCAGGCCCUUCCAGCCGUCCUUUUGGGCCUCAGAACGACCUUCAAAGAGGAUCUUCAGGCUUCUCCGGCCGAGAUGCUCUUCGGCACAACUCUCCGAGUCCCACGAGACUUCUUUGUUUCAGCUAGUCAUCCAGAUGCGAACGCGCCGGCUUUCGUCGCCGAGUUGCGUGGCCUCAUCGGCCGGUUGCGGGCAGCCCCAGGGUCCAGGCACCUACCGCCUCGCACGCCGUUUUUCCACGGUGACUUGCGCACCUGCACGCACGUCUUCAGAAGAGUCGACACGGUUCGAACGACGCUGCAGCCGCCCUACACGGGGCCACACAGGGUGCUGCGACGCCUCGACGACCAGCGAUACGUGGUCGAUGUGAACGGCGAGGCCAAGACCCUCUCGACCAGCUCUCUCAAGCCGGCGUACCUGGAGGUAGCCGAUCAGCCGCCUACCAACGCCCCGCUCCCUGCGCGGGCCUCACCAGCUUCAGCGGCUCCGGCUCCUCCACAAGCCGCGCCAUCGGCGCAGGUAUCAACACCAUCAGCGCCCGAGGCACGGCCUCUCGCACAGGGUCCUCCAGCUGGGCCAUCCACGCAGGCGCAUCCAGCGCCCACGCCGUCCACCCAGCCGCAACCACCUGUGUCGCCGCCUGUCCCGGCGCCUUCAACAUCGCCGCCGCCGCCGCCCUCCGCCAGUCCAUCCCUCAACAGGCCAAGGAAAACGGUGUCGUUCCGGACGCAGUACACGUCCGGCACUGGCGGGGGAGUAGCUGUGGCGCCACGCGCUAGACAGCGUCGUCGCCAGCGUAAGCAGACGCUGCAGCCGAGGCCUGACUUCGACUAGCGGAGUAUCGCCGGAGUCAGCCUCAAAAUGUCGUCCGGCUGACGCCACGCCGUGGCGAGCGGGGAGCGCGCACCCGGUCGCCAUUCUGGGACUGGCCGCCAGACUGAGCACACGCUCAAAUCCAAUAGUAUUAUUAUUAUAAAUAAAGUCGUCAGAGUUGAGUUAAAAAUCCAAGGUAUUAUAUGAAGCUUGUUAUAAAAAUUACACAGAAUAGAAAAAUACAUCCAAAGUACAAUCCUCUUCAGAAAGAGUGCUCUUGGCUUACUUUAAUAAAUUAGCCAAACAGUAUAAACCCUCGACUCUUUGGUCGUACUAUUCUAUGCUGAAGACAACCAUAAAACUUUAUGAAAAGUUGGACCUUAAUAUGUACCAUACGCUAACAGCUUUUUUAAAAACACAAUCCAAAGGAUUUCAAAGUAAGAAGUCAAAAGUUUUAUCAACUGAAGAGAUUAAUAAGUUUUUGUUGGAAGCACCAGACGACAUAUAUCUCCUCACCAAAGUUGUGCUUAUAUUUGGGGUUAGUGGCGCUUGUCGCAAAGAUGAGCUAACAACUAUAACAUUGGAAAAUAUUGAAACUCAUGGAAAUCUUAUUUUGGUAAAGAUUCCAGAAACAAAAACAGGAAAAGCUCGCUCAUUCACAAUCCCAUCUGAGUUCCAAGAAGUAGUAAAGAAAUAUCAAGCUCUACGCCCAGCAAAAGCUACUACUAAUAGAUUCUUUUUAAAUUAUAAAAAUAAGAAGUGUACAGUACAAGUGGUCGGAAAAAACAAAUUUGGUAAUAUGCCUAAGGAGAUCGCCAGCUAUUUAAAGUUACCUGACAUUCAUUUAUAUACAGGACAUUGCUUUCGCCCAACAUCAGCCACUGUUGUUGCUGAUACAGAGGCAAACAUGACUACGUUAAAAAGGCAUGGAGGUUGGAAGUCAACCAGUGUCGCAGAAGGUUACAUUGAGGAGUCCAUCCAAAAUAAAUCAAAAAUUGGUUCUAUUAUAUCAUCUGCAAUCAAUUUGCCUAAAUCAAUUGACGUGAAUUCCAACGAUACAGAAGAGCCUUUAGCAAAACAAUCUAAGUUAACUAAAGCUUUAUUAGUUGAAUCUUUAUCAGUAUCAAAUGAAAUUGAUAGUUCUAAUGAAAAUAGAUUCUUCAAUUUCAGUAAUUGUGCCAACAUUACCACCAACUAUAAGAAUCUCUAGAUUACAUUUAAAUGCAUUAGACUAAACUGAAAUUCUUAUUUAAUUUUUAG